Messenger RNA from Apis dorsata (giant honeybee), 1698 nucleotides. RefSeq names its product MOB kinase activator-like 2 (gene Mob2). Gene Ontology annotation, biological process: positive regulation of protein phosphorylation; signal transduction. Gene Ontology annotation, molecular function: protein kinase activator activity. Bases 500 to 1186 code for a protein of 228 amino acids. NCBI's taxonomy places the organism in Eukaryota, Metazoa, Arthropoda, Insecta, Hymenoptera, Apidae. Gene Ontology annotation, cellular component: cytoplasm; nucleus. The transcript has 5 exons. The record is from RefSeq and is a predicted model, not a curated record.
UAAGUUCAUACGCGCGGUAGGUACUACCCUCUGCUGUCAGGUAUUAAAACGGGGGUGUGAGAGUGAGCUGUUUCUCGACGUCGGCUGAUCAGCUGUGCGAUUUGAGGUAGAUUUUCCCCUUGUGGUGUGGUGUCGUGCACAUUCAGAGUCUUACGCUCGAUCGGCAUAGAUCUGUGAGGUCACGUAACAAGCAUAGAAUUCGAGUCGUGGCAUAAAUACAGCAACGAUAGUACGCGGUGGCGGCGAUAAAUCGGUAGUAUUUUCUUGUGAAGGGGGCCAAGUGAGGCAUGACGGGAACAGGUGACAAUAGAGCUUCGCCAUGUUAGAUUUUACGAGAUCGCGAAACGUGCGCCGCUGCUGCUGCUGGUGCUAGUGGAGAGAGAGAGAAUUUAUUUUGUUUUCUCGACUCUCGUGCUACUUUCCUCAGCGGUGAUCCAACUGAAAAUCAUCCAAGCUGGAUAGGUUACCCGAGUAUCUCCGCGAUACCGUGGACUGGUUUAUGGGAAAAGCCCGACGAAAGGAGAAGGAUGCGGGAACAACAGAGGAUCCGAAAUUGUAUCUCGAGGAGGCGGCUCUUGAAAGGCAACUGCCAGAGCUGGACUUGAGGAUGUUGGUCGAUUUGCCACCUGGUUUGGAUUACAACGAAUGGUUGGCCUCUCAUACUCUUGCACUAUUUGAUCAUAUCAAUCUCGUUUACGGAACGAUAUCCGAGUUCUGUACGAUGACGGGUUGUCCUGAUAUGACCGGUCCUGGCUUAAGAACUUAUCUGUGGUUUGAUGAGAAAGGAAAGAAAACGAGAGUGGCAGCGCCACAAUAUAUAGAUUAUGUUAUGACUUUUACACAACGCACCGUUAGUGAUGAAACUAUAUUUCCUACGAAAUAUGCAAAUGAAUUUCCUAGCUCGUUCGAAUCGAUAGUGCGUAAGAUCCUGCGGCUACUGUACCAUGUGGUGGCACACAUUUACCACUGCCACUUCAGAGAGGUAGCACUCUUGGGGUUGCAUGCUCACCUUAAUUGUGUAUUUGCCCACCUCACGCUCCUUAAUCAACGCUUCAACCUUAUCGAUCCCAAGGAAACGGAGAUCUUAGGAGAUUUAGAGGCUGCCCUCUUGGGUGACUCAACAUCUUCAUCAGCGCCUUCUUCACAAACCUUAGCCAUUCAGGAGACUCCGACCACAGCCACCUAGAUCGCGAUGCACAGCAAGCAAAAGGUUGCAGUUCCUGAGACUAGGUGACGAUAGGCGUUUUGUUUUUUCCUUUUUUCCUCUCUAUCCUUUUUCUUUUCUUUUUUUCUCUCUUUCUUUCGUUCUCUCUCUCUUUCUCUUUCUCUCUCUCUUUCUUUCUUUUUCUUUCUUUUUCUCUCUAUUUUUCUUCUCUUUUUUCUUUCUCUUUUCUGUUUUGUUUUUUAAAUAGAAUAUGCGAACGACAAGAGUUUAAGCAUUAACGACUACAUACGCAGGUGGAGCGAAAGCGCAAUUCUGUAAAAACUAGUAGUACCUGUACAUAGCGAAGUGUGAACAACUACAUGAUGUAAUUAGGUUCCUCCGUUUGUUGUUUGUGAGAUUGUACAUAAUUUAUUAAACAGUAAGAUAUACGAAAGAGAUGAAGGAUGAUUAUUGAUUAUUAUUGACGAAGUUAGUUGCUAUAAGAGGAUAAUUUGUUCUGUAAAAACAAAAAGAAAAAAGAAAAAAAAAAAAAA